This is a messenger RNA of Pantherophis guttatus, 1512 nucleotides long. Its product is annotated as cysteine-rich venom protein TEL1. Lineage: Eukaryota; Metazoa; Chordata; Lepidosauria; Squamata; Colubridae. The record is from RefSeq and is a predicted model, not a curated record. Gene Ontology annotation, cellular component: extracellular region.
GAACCAUCAACCUUCGUGAGAUCUCUCACAGUUGUAAUGUCAAUCAUUAAGGAACUGAUUGACAACCGAGAAGAAAAAAACAACUUGAGACAAAUCCAAACUUCUGUCUUACAAGGCUUAAGGGAUAUAAUUUACUGUUGAGCACUGAGUCACUCUGAAUUACAGGAAGCAGUGAAGGUAUAUAAACCUGGUACUGUCUGUCUGAGUUCCACGAUUUUCUGAAAGCAGCAAAGAAGUUACCUUCAGGUUUAUUCAACACAACAGAAAUGAUUGUCUUCAUCUUACUAAGUCUUGCUGCAGUGCUGCAACAGUCUUUUGGAAAUGUUGAUUUUGAUUCUGAGUCACCCAGGAGACAAGACAAACAAAGGGAGAUUGUUGGCAUGCACAAUUCUUUCAGGAGAUCCGUGAGUCCAACUGCCAGCAACAUGCUAAAAAUGGAAUGGUAUUCUGAAGCUGCUUCAAAUGCAGAACGUUGGGCAUAUAGAUGUGUUUUAGGUCACAGUCCAGACACUUCAAGAAUUCUUGAAGGAAUAAAAUGUGGUGAAAAUAUAUACAUGUCAAGUGUUCCCUUGGCAUGGACUGAAAUAAUUCAGCUUUGGUAUAAUGAAUACAAAAAUUUCAUCUAUGGUGUUGGAGCAAACCCAGAAGGUUCUGUUAUUGGCCAUUAUACUCAGAUAGUUUGGUACAAAAGUUACCGUAUUGGUUGUGCUGCUUACUAUUGUCCUUCAUCUUCAUACAACUACUUCUAUGUUUGUCAGUACUGCCCAGGAGGGAACCUCAAAGGUUCAACUGCUACUCCAUAUAAAUCAGGGCCAACUUGUGGGGACUGUCCUUCAGCUUGUGACAACGGACUAUGCACAAAUCCUUGCUUACAUAAAGAUGAGUUCACAAACUGCAAAAGUUUAGUGCAACAAAGUAACUGCCAGAAUGAUUGGAUCAGGGAAAAUUGCCCUGCUACUUGCUUCUGCCCCACCGAAAUAAUAUAGAGGAUCUCCCAUUCAAUAUUUGUUUUCUCUGUCAGAAAAAUCUUAAAAUCAUGGCAUCUUUUAGUAUCAGCAAAUUCUUACAUGACAUUUGAUUUCAUAUACUUUGCAUGAGUGUCCUAUGAAUGCCUAAGGGAAACAUAAGCAGGAGUAGAGGCUAGGGAUGAAAACUGUAAGUUCAAAGGGUCAUAGGAAAAAUCACAGACCUGGGUAACAUCAAAAAAGGGCCACACUGUAAACUUGAUUAAGAAAAUAAGAUCACCAAAAUUCUUUGCACUCCAACUAUAAUUUUAGUAAAAUUCUUUUACUAAAUCUAAUCUAGAACUGAUUUGAUGCCAUUCAUGCAAACUAUAUGUCAGGUUUUGGUGUUUUUAAUGUUUUAAUCAGUUGUGGUUUGUAGUUUGAUAUGAUUUGAUAUGAUUUUUAAUUUUUGAUUGGAGCCGCCCAGAGUUGAUUUAAAGAUGGGCAGCUUUAUAAAUGUUAUAAUUAAAUAAACAAAUAAAUAAAUGAAUUCUGUGGAAGAGCAAAA